CGGCUUUAUCCAAUGGUAAUGUGUGUUAUUAGGAUGUCCUGGUGUAGUAAUGCGCAUGCGCAAAAUCUCCUGCGUUUACGAACAAGGCGCAAACGUGUGAGGCAAUGCAAUGGAUUCUUCUCAAAAAGACAUUCAGCCUCCCAAACAGCAGCCUAUGAUCUACAUUUGUGGCGAGUGCCAUACAGAAAAUGAGAUAAAGGCGAGAGACCCCAUCAGAUGCAGAGAAUGCGGAUACAGAAUCAUGUACAAGAAAAGAACCAAGAGAUUGGUCGUGUUUGAUGCCAGAUGAGCUCCCAGUGAAUGUUAUUUUUGUUAGAAUUGGCUUUUUUAAGUGUUAAGUGUAAAUACAUGUAUACAAUUGAAUUCAGUACAGAAGAGUUCAAUACAAUUUGCUAUAAAAUACUUCUGUAAAUGUG
Molecule: messenger RNA, 416 nt
Organism: Triplophysa rosa
Lineage: Eukaryota; Metazoa; Chordata; Actinopteri; Cypriniformes; Nemacheilidae
Gene: polr2k
Product: RNA polymerase II, I and III subunit K
Exons: 4
Coding region: 110-289 (59 amino acids)
Biological process (GO): DNA-templated transcription
Cellular component (GO): RNA polymerase III complex; RNA polymerase I complex; RNA polymerase II, core complex
Molecular function (GO): DNA-directed RNA polymerase activity; zinc ion binding; DNA binding
Source: RefSeq, a predicted model, not a curated record